This is a messenger RNA of Papilio machaon (common yellow swallowtail), 1679 nucleotides long. RefSeq names its product sensory neuron membrane protein 2 (gene Snmp2). Gene Ontology annotation, cellular component: membrane; cytoplasm. Lineage: Eukaryota; Metazoa; Arthropoda; Insecta; Lepidoptera; Papilionidae. Bases 70 to 1587 code for a protein of 505 amino acids. The transcript is spliced from 9 exons. Gene Ontology annotation, molecular function: scavenger receptor activity. The record is from RefSeq and is a predicted model, not a curated record.
UCAUUCUUCAUACAUGUGCUCUUACAUCGCGUGAAAUAUUGCAAUAUAUUUUUUUUAAUAUAGAGGAAAAUGUGUGGGGUAAUAUGUGGUGUAACAACCACAGUAAUAGGUGUGGUGUUAGUGAUCGUUAGUACAGUACUGACUUUUGUUUUCGUCCCCGGUGUGAUUGAGGACUUGAUCUUAAAUGAGGUAGUCCUUUUAGAUGACACAGAGCAAAUGGAGAGAUUUCAAGAAAUACCUUUUCCUCUAAACUUUACAAUCAGAUUCUUUAACAUAUCGAAUACUGAAGAAGUUCUUGCGGGCGGAGUACCCGACUUGGUAGAGGUCGGACCUUACAUAUACAAAUCAUAUCAAUCGAGAGAAGUGGAGAGUAAGGAAGACGAUACGAUCAGCUAUCGAUAUAUGGAACGGCUCGAAUUCGAUGCUGAGAGUUCGUACCCCUACACAGAGGAUGACGUAGUGACCAUCGUGAAUCCACCAUAUCAUCUUAUUCUACAAGUAGCAGAGAAGUCAUUUCCCGACUUAAUGGGUAUCAUAAACUCUGCAAUGACCGGAGUGUUCGGAAGAUAUAGUAAUCCUAUAGCCGAUGUCAAAGUCCGUGAUUUGCUGCUUGAUGGUAUUAGAUUCUGUGAAAACCCCGGUCUCAUUGCUAGCAUCGUCUGCUCUCAGAUUAGAACCAUCGGGGCUACUUCUAAUAACUUGGUUGUACAAGAGGAUGGUUCUAUUAUAUUUGCCCUUCUUAUAUCAAGAAUACAACCCAGCAGUGUGUACAAGGUGCACAGAGGUAUUAACAAUCCAGAGGACUUGGGACGCAUCAUAUCUCUAAAUGAAACGUCGCGGUUCUACUAUUGGGUUGACGAGGAGGAAGGAAAACCGAGCGUUUGCAACAUGAUCAAUGGAACCGACUCUAGUAUAUACAAUCCAUUUGUUGAUAUCACGAAAUCACUGUUCGCCAUCAACACAGACAUAUGCAGGUCCGUAGAACUGCGGUAUCAGUACGAUAUUGACUACGAGGGUAUACCGGGAUACAGGUUCUCUGCCAACGAAUGGUUCUUGGACAAUGAUGAUGGUUGUUUCUGUCUCAAUUUAACAAGUGGAAUAACCAGAGAGGAUGGUUGCUUACUGAGAGGUGCUGCGGAACUUUACAGUUGUGUAGGUGGACCCAUGGUUCUGUCGUAUCCGCAUUUUCUAUACGCUGACCCAAUUUACGCUAAAGGUGUUAAAGGCAUGAACCCAUCCGUUGAAGAUCACAGGAUAUUGCUUGAUAUAGAACCUAACACUGGAACAGUUUUGAGAGGUGCAAAAAGAGCUCAGUUCAAUAUAUUUCUUCGUCCUAUUAUUUCAAUAACAGCAACAGAAAACUUUAACAGCACAUUAACACCUAUUGUUUGGCUACAAGAGAGUGUCCUAUUACCAGAAGAAUACGUGGAUCAGCUGAAGAAUCGAAUGCUUAUGCCUCUAAACUUAGUUAGCAUCUUGCUACCCAUUGUAAUUGCUUUGUGCAGCGUGGUCGUUGUAGUUGGAGUGGUGAUCUUCGUUAGAGCUAAAUUGCUUAACAAAUCACCCUCAAUGACUACUACAACAUAAAUACAGUAUGAUUGUUACUGCAAAAGUCCGAACUCUGGUGAUUCCCAAGAUUUACCAACUAGCUAUAAUCAACGUUACAUUUUAAAAUAACU